Trametes versicolor FP-101664 SS1 is the source of this 2552-nucleotide messenger RNA. Its product is annotated as Adaptor protein complex AP-1 gamma subunit. Gene Ontology annotation, biological process: Golgi to vacuole transport; intracellular protein transport; receptor-mediated endocytosis. Gene Ontology annotation, cellular component: Golgi apparatus; AP-1 adaptor complex; membrane coat. Bases 21 to 2552 code for a protein of 843 amino acids. Gene Ontology annotation, molecular function: clathrin-cargo adaptor activity. The transcript has 13 exons. The record is from RefSeq and is a predicted model, not a curated record. Lineage: Eukaryota; Fungi; Basidiomycota; Agaricomycetes; Polyporales; Polyporaceae.
CCUGCUCGCCGUUCGUGAGGAUGCCCUACCACAAUCUCAAAGCUCUGAUCAAGGGCAUUCGGGCAUGCAAGACCGUCGCAGAUGAGCGUGCUUUGAUCAAACAAGAGUCCGCCGCUAUACGCGCCUCCUUCCGUGAAGAGGACUCCUACGCAAGACACAACAAUGUCGCCAAACUCCUCUACAUUCACAUGCUCGGCUUCGAGGCCCACUUCGGUCAGAUCGAAUGCCUUAAGCUCGUAGCAAGUCCCCGUUUCGGAGACAAACGUCUGGGAUACUUGGGUAUCAUGCUGUUGUUGGAUGAGAGCCAGGAAGUGCUUACGCUGGUCACGAACUCCCUGAAGAAUGACAUGAACCAUGCGAAUAUGUACGCGGUCGGACUAGCUCUCUGCACGUUCGCGGACAUUGCCUCGGAGGAGAUGUCGCGAGACUUGGCCAACGAGAUCGAGAAGCUGCUGGGUUCGAGCAACACCUACAUUCGCAAGAAGGCUGCGCUAUGUGCCCUUCGCGUGGUCCGCAAAGUCCCAGACCUCGCGGACCACUUCGUCUCGAAAUCCAAGAACCUCCUCGCGGACCGCAAUCAUGGAGUACUCCUCACAGCAAUUACCCUUGUUACCGAAAUCUGCCAAAUUGAUCCCCCGAGCCUCGAAGAGUUCCGCAACGCCGUACCUCUGCUCGUUCGCCACUUGAAGUCACUCGUGACCACGGGCUACAGUCCGGAACACGACGUUUCAGGGAUCACGGACCCCUUCCUGCAAGUCAAAAUCCUACGCCUCAUGCGUCUACUGGGCAGGGGAGACCCGCGGGCUAGUGAAAUCAUGAACGACAUCCUUGCUCAGGUUGCAACGAACACGGAUUCUACCAAGAACGUCGGAAACUCCAUUUUGUAUGAGACCGUUAUGACCGUCCUGGAGAUCGAGGCAGACAGUGGCCUGCGUGUUAUGGCGAUUAAUAUUCUAGGCAAGUUCUUGAGCAACCGGGACAACAACAUCCGAUAUGUCGCGCUCAACACCUUGAACAAGGUCGUCGCGAUCGAUACGAACGCAGUUCAGCGGCAUCGCAACAUCAUCCUCGACUGUUUGCGCGACGGCGAUAUCUCCAUUCGUCGGCGCGCGCUCGAGCUGUCGUACGCGCUGAUCAACGAGCAGAACGUCCGGAUCCUCAUCCGGGAACUGCUCGCGUUCCUGGAGGUCGCGGACGACGAGUUCAAGCUGGGAAUGACCACGCAGAUCUGCUUGGCGGCGGAGCGUUUCGCACCCAAUAAACGUUGGCAUAUUGACACGGUUCUGCGGGUAUUGAAGCUGGCUGGCAACUUCGUGAGAGAAGAAAUUCUCUCUGCCUUCAUCCGACUGGUCGCGCACACACCAGAGCUACAAGCAUAUACCGCGUCCAAGCUCUACGCCUCUCUGCGUUCAGACAUCUCGCAGGAAUCCCUCACGCUGGCCUCGACAUGGGUGAUCGGCGAGUACAGCGAGAUCCUCCUCGAAGGUGGUCUUGUUGACGAAGAGCAGCCCAAGCCAAUCUCAGAUCAGGAAAUUGUCGAGCUUCUCAUCUCUGUCCUCGACUCGCCCUACGCAAACUACCUCACGCGCCAGUUCGUUCUCACAGCGCUGACGAAGGUCUCGUCGCGGCCAACCACAUCGCCCGCGCAGCAGGAACGGAUACAGACGCUGCUGAUGACCUACACGACAAGCCCCGAACUUGAGCUCCAGCAGCGCGCCGUAGAGUUCGCGAGCCUGUUCAAUUUGGGCGAGAUUAGGUCAGGCGUGCUCGAGCGUAUGCCUGCGCCCGAGCUGAAGGCCACCGUAUUGGGUGUCGUGAGCGAAAACAAGCCCGUCGGCUCUGUACAGCCAGGCAAGGACGCGGACCUUCUUGGGGACGACAUUCCAAGCGCGCCCGCUACAAACGGCCAAGCUGCAGCCCCAGCUACCCAAGACCUCCUCGCUGAGAUCUUCGGCAACUCUGGACCCUCCGCCCCAACAACUGGCGGCUCGCCCGCACCCCCGCCUGCCCAGCGCAACAUCGCCCAGGACAUUCUCGGGCUCUUCGACUCUCCCUCUACCACCGCCGCCGCUCCAGCCGCCACGGCGCCAUCGUACAACGCACACUCCUCCUUGUUCGGUGCAACCCCUGCAGCACCCUCACCACCCGUCCCGCAAGCUACGUCUCCCCCGCCCGCACAGGCUCCAGCGGCGACGGGCUAUGUCGCGUACGACAAGAACGAGCUGAAAGUAACACUGACGCCACAGACGUCCCCGACGCGUCCGGGUCUCGUCCGGGUCCUCGCGCAGUUCGUUGCGACCGGUGCGAACCCGCUGUCGGGUCUCAACUUCCAGGCGGCCGUGCCAAAGUCGCAACAACUGCAAAUGGCGCCCAUCUCAAGUCCCGACGUCGCCCCUGGCCACGCAGAGACCCAGGAGAUGCGCGUAUUGGCCCCCGCUGGUGCCAACAUUCGUCUACGACUGCGCAUAUCGUACAGUGUCGCAGGACGCGCGGUGCAGGACCAGGUCGAUUUCGCUGGUUUCCCAGCUGGGCUGACGGGCGGAUCAUCAUGA